UCUGCAAAGCCUAACCAAGUUUAGUCUAAAGCUUUUGUAUCUGAAAUAUCCACCACAUUACGAGGGAAGCACAAAAUCACUUGUCUACACAUCAGUUUUCCUAGGCGGGUAUCUAGAUCUCCAAACAUCUCGAAAUGCAGAAGUUUAAGACUGGCUUCUGGAAAGUACCCUGGCUUUUUUUGCUUUGUUUCAUGUUAUCAAUUCAAAUAUUCAAAUCCUGUGAUCAGAAUGGAUUCUUAGAAUUUCAAGAAAUCAUUGAUAACAAGACAAUCGAUGGAUAUCUACUGGCAAACACGAACACGGUUAUUUUUGAAAAAGAUGUAUUUACCAACCUACAGUGUUUAGAUCUUUGCUUAAGAACUAAGCAGUGCGCAUCUAUUGAUGUCAAAAAGAAGAACACAAAGAGAUGCUGCAGAGUAAAUCGCGUUGCUCCAAAAUAUUUUAUCGCAGAAAACGACGACUGGACUCAUAUAAAUAUAAGCUCAAAGGCGUUAGAGGAGAUUCUUGCGACGGCAGAAGAGGAAUGUAAAGGGAUAGAGACAGAUGAAACGAGUUCCACGUUAGAAUCAUCAUUACAAACGCACAUCAACGUGACAAUGGAUGAGUAUUGCCAGACCACAGCUUUAACUGUCCAGUCAUGUGCCAAGAAGAAGAGGCAGGGAAACUGCAGUGGAGCCUGGAAGGCUCAGGAUCUUGCAGAUGGAUGGUGUUGUGUUGACCCACACAGUCCGAGUGACCACUGUUGUUGUCCUAUUCCACAAUAGAUAUCUUACUUCAUGCCAUGGUUUGGAGCCAUUCUUAGAGACUGCUUUAGGAUACUUACACACUGCUGUAACGUUAAAUGAUAACACGCAAAGCAUUGCUAUGGAAUUUUAAAUGCUCUUUUCUCUUUGUGAACAGAUGGAAUUACUUUCAUACAUCUCUGUUUCGAAGGAUUCAUUUGCUUACCAAAACAAGUUCCAUCGAAGCUGAAAGAGACCCAAAAUCGAAAGAGGUCCAUGCCAUUUGUCAGUACAUAGCCGCAGCUAAUAUUGUAAAACUCAUUUUAGCUACAAGUUUACACCCUAGAUAUUUUUCGUCCAAUGUCACGGGCGUGGGAAAAAAAAAUUCUGAGCUCCCAGGAGGAAUCGUGCCUUACACCCUCGCAUUCCGUGCUCCGAUGCUCUACCAUUUAGCCGCAACAACUAUACAGACUCCAUAAUGAGCAGUAAAUGACUUACCGUCUUUCUUAUUCAAUUUACAAAUUUGUACCUUUUUGUUUGAAAAGCUGAAAAAAAAAUUACCACGAGCAUGUUUACGUCGAAUAACCCAACAUUACCCUCCGCCCUAGCUUUCAAGGUGCAGACUGGUAAAUUUCAACAGGAAAUAAUUCUCAAAAUACUAAAAUCAAGAAAACCCCAUAUGAAGACAACAACAAAAAUUAGAAAAAAAUUAUGGAAUUCUGAAGCAGAGGCCCAGGGGUGAGUUUUAAGCUAAUGACGUCAUCGUGUAUAAGAGCCAUUUUCUCGUCCUUCAGUCGUCCUUGAGUCAUCUGGAUUCACCUUGAUUGAAAUGACUUUGAUUCCAGAAAGACAAUUUUACCAGCAAUUCCAAAGCUUUUCUUUAUUCAAUAAUAAGCAUUUAUGGAUUUACUGGA
Messenger RNA from Stylophora pistillata, 1636 nucleotides. RefSeq lists its product as uncharacterized. NCBI's taxonomy places the organism in Eukaryota, Metazoa, Cnidaria, Anthozoa, Scleractinia, Pocilloporidae. The record is from RefSeq and is a predicted model, not a curated record.